This is a messenger RNA of Ylistrum balloti, 1218 nucleotides long. RefSeq names its product M-phase inducer phosphatase 1-B-like. Gene Ontology annotation, biological process: positive regulation of G2/MI transition of meiotic cell cycle; G2/M transition of mitotic cell cycle; positive regulation of G2/M transition of mitotic cell cycle. NCBI's taxonomy places the organism in Eukaryota, Metazoa, Mollusca, Bivalvia, Pectinida, Pectinidae. The record is from RefSeq and is a predicted model, not a curated record. Gene Ontology annotation, molecular function: protein tyrosine phosphatase activity. Gene Ontology annotation, cellular component: cytoplasm; nucleus.
AUGUCCACUGUCCGAUGUCCAUCGAAAGCGUUUCAGUUUCGUGACACAUGUGUCUGGUUAGUGAAUCAGAAUAUGACAAGGAAUGCUGCUGAGAAUGGUGUUUGCAGUGACGGUUCGACGCUUGCGGAAAUAUCAUCAUAUGAGUACAAUGAGAUAGUGAAAUAUCUCGUCAGGAUCCGAUGUCAACAGACCAGCUUUGCUUGUCCGGAAAUUUUCUGGACUGGUCUCGAGUACUCGAGCAAACAUUUGGGGUUGGUCUGGCACUCAUCAGGAAAGAUCCUAAAGUCUACAGACUACCAUGAUUUCCGAACAUUUCCUUCGAUUAACAACCGAAGUAUGUGUCUUGGGCUGUACCAGGAAAUUGGCAAAAAUGGAAACUGGGCUACACUGGACUGUAACAGCGAAGGAAUGACAGAUGGUGGGCACGAUAUUAUUUACUUUAGACGAUCUCUGUUCUCAGGAAGGACACUUCCGUUUAAGGACAGCCCAAUACCCACGUGACGUGAUGUCAAGAUCGCUGUUAACCGUUUGGCGGAGGAGGAUUUGAUAGGAGACGGAACUGACACCUGUUGUCUGCCAACCGUCAAGGGCAAAAACCACGACCUCAAAUCUAUCUCAGCUUACACGUGAUCAUAUUCAAUGUCCGAUAUCCUGAACGGAAGAUAGGAUGACGUUAUCAGCGAGUCCCGAAUCAUCGACUGUCGAUAUCUAUAUGAGUAUGAGGGCGGUCAUAUCCUGAGUGCUGUGAACAGAUACACACGUGACCAGGUCCAACAACUCCUUCACGAGAAAUGCAGCCAUGACGUCACCGGAAAGAGAAACAUAAUCAUCUACCAUUGUGUCUCCUCCGAGAGGGGACCUAAGAUGAUGCUAUUCUUGAGGACCCAAGACCGCUCCCAGAACGAGGCUAACUACCCAGCCUUGACCUUUCCCGAGGUUUACCUCCUGGAUUGGGGAUUUAAGUCCUUCUAUCAGACAGACAAGAAUUUAUGCCACCCAAUGCAUUACAAGUCCAUGCCACAUCCUGGUCACUAUGAGGACCUGCGUCACUUCCGGUCGAAAUUCAAAUCUUGGUCUACUGAAGACAAGAAAAUAAAUAUGUUUCUACGUCACGUUAGAUGUUUUUCUUACUCGUACUGCCGAAGAAUAUCGAAUAUACCAGCAGUUGGAUGUCAUAUCCCAGAUACGUUCUGUCUGCGAAUUGAAAGAAUUAUUUAG